Messenger RNA from Magnolia sinica, 1586 nucleotides. Its product is annotated as protein disulfide isomerase-like 2-3. Gene Ontology annotation, molecular function: protein-disulfide reductase activity; protein disulfide isomerase activity. Gene Ontology annotation, biological process: response to endoplasmic reticulum stress. The transcript has 9 exons. The coding region runs from base 16 to 1395 and encodes 459 amino acids. Gene Ontology annotation, cellular component: endoplasmic reticulum lumen. NCBI's taxonomy places the organism in Eukaryota, Viridiplantae, Streptophyta, Magnoliopsida, Magnoliales, Magnoliaceae. The record is from RefSeq and is a predicted model, not a curated record.
GCAUUCUGCCAGAGUAUGAAACAAAACCCCAGCCCGGCAGUAGAAAAAACAGCAGCAGGCGAGCAAUCGUUCGUCUUUCCGCCGCGAAAACUGAAGAAGAUGCCAUCGACGUUGCUCGCUCUCUUCCUCGCUCUCCUCCACUUCGGGGCUCGCGCGGGUGCGCUCUACGCACCCUCUUCUCCCGUUCUCCAACUCACUCCCUCCAACUUCAAAUCCAAGGUUUUGGACUCGAACAGGGUUGUAUUGGUUGAAUUCUUCGCGCCAUGGUGCGGCCAUUGCCAAGCCCUGACGCCGAUUUGGGAGAAAGCGGCGACUGUAAUGAAGGGUGUCGCUACUGUGGCAGCUCUUGAUGCGGAUGCUCACAAGUCGCUUGCUCAGGAAUAUGGGAUCAAAGGAUUUCCAACUAUAAAGGUGUUUUCCCCUGGUAAGCCUCCAGUAGAUUAUCAAGGAGCAAGGGAUGUCAAACCGAUUGCAGAAUUCGCAUUGCAGCAGAUUAAGGCGCUUUUGAAGGAGCGUUUAAGUGGAAAGGCAGAUGGAGGUUCAAGUGAAAAAACUGUAACUAGCGCAUCAGUAGAACUGACUUCUCAUAACUUUGAUGAACUAGUUCUUAAAAGCAAAGAACUCUGGAUAGUGGAAUUUUUUGCACCUUGGUGUGGCCACUGUAAAAAGUUGGCACCGGAAUGGAAGAAAGCUUCAAAUAACCUGAAGGGGAAGGUGAAGCUGGGCCAUGUUGAUUGUGAUGCUGAGAAGUCUCUAAUGAGCAGAUUCAAGGUUCAAGGAUUCCCUACCAUUUUAGUGUUUGGGAUUGAUAAAGAUAGUCCAUAUCCUUAUGAGGGUGCACGAACUGCUUCCGCAAUUGAAUCAUUUGCACUGGAGCAGCUGGAGACUAAUAUAGCUCCACCUGAAACCACCGAACUGACUGGCCCGGAUGUGAUGGAAGAAAAGUGUGCCCCUGCUGCCAUCUGUUUUGUGGCUUUCCUCCCUGACAUUUUGGAUUCAAAGGCAGACGGAAGGAAUAAGUACCUUGGGCUCUUGUUAUCAGUUGCAGAGAAAUUUAAACGAAGUCCUUACAGCUAUGUUUGGGCAGCUGCAGGCAAACAGCCUGAUCUUGAGAAGCAAGUUGGUGUUGGUGGUUACGGUUACCCAGCUUUGGUAGCGUUGAAUGUGAAGAAAGGUGCCUACGCUCCACUUCGCAGUGCAUACGAGCUCGACCAAGUCGUGGAGUUUGUGAAGGAAGCAGGGCGUGGCGGUAAGGGGAAUCUGCCUCUUGGAAACACUCCCGUCAUUGUGAAAACGGAACCUUGGGAUGGUAAAGACGCUGAGAUUCUUGAAGAGGACGAGUUCUCCCUUGAAGAGCUCAUGGGAGAAGAAGACACAAGCAAAGAUGAGUUGUAAUCUCCGUUUGGAGACAUAAUAGGAAAAAUUAAUUAAAGUGAGUUUCAGGAGGUAUCGAUUUUGAUCUGUCAUUACAACUGGCAAGGCAUGUUUCGAAUCUCUUGAUUUUUUAGGAAACCAUGUUUAAGCCUUUUUAGAUGUUUUGCUAAUUAGUUCAGGUGUUCUCAUAUCCUAAGAAUUAUGUUCUUCUA